Pediculus humanus corporis (human body louse) is the source of this 1311-nucleotide messenger RNA. RefSeq names its product zinc finger protein and BTB domain-containing protein, putative. The coding region runs from base 1 to 1311 and encodes 436 amino acids. The record is from RefSeq and is a predicted model, not a curated record. Gene Ontology annotation, biological process: regulation of transcription by RNA polymerase II. Gene Ontology annotation, molecular function: protein binding. The transcript has 3 exons. NCBI's taxonomy places the organism in Eukaryota, Metazoa, Arthropoda, Insecta, Psocodea, Pediculidae. Gene Ontology annotation, cellular component: nucleus.
AUGGGCUCAGACCAGCAGCAGUUCUGUUUGCGCUGGCAUAAUUACCAAAGCAGUUUACUCGCAUCUUUGCCUCAAUUUCUCGACGGAGACGACUUAACUGAUGUUACGUUAUCGGCAGGAGGAAGAAAUUUGCGAGCCCAUCGGGUUGUACUUUCGGCAUGCAGUCAGUAUUUCAGAGAAAUAUUUAAAGAACUGCAGCCAUAUCAGCAUCCUGUAAUAGUUUUACCUGGUAUGAACUUUAGAGACUUAUGUGCUCUUGUAACGUUUAUGUACAGUGGUGAGGUUAAUAUUUAUCAGGAACAGCUGCCUGGUUUGCUUAGCAUGGCGGAUACUCUUCAUAUUAGAGGAUUAACUGAGGUUAAUGAUGGUGAUAAAAGUUACAAUGAUACUUCUAAUAAAUUUUCUGGAAUUUCACCUUCAAAACGUCCUAAAUUAAAUACAAAUGCUAGUCCAAACCAUGUUUUUUAUAAUAAUAGUACAAAUGAAGAUAAUUUGUUCAAGUCACCUUUUCUACAGUCAGAGCCAAAGAAUUACAAAGACUUAAACGAGAAUAAUACGACAAAAUCAAUGGAUUUUGAUUUAUUUAAAAAUUUAACUCACAAUUAUAAUAAAAAAUUUAAUCCUUUUGAUGACAAUACAUUAAAAAUGAUGUCGAAUAACUCAAGGCCUACUAAAAGUAAAGAAAAGGGAAAAUAUAAAAAGCCUGCUUCGUUUAAGCAAAUGGAUUCAAAUAUUUUUCCUAAUCCAAAUCAAUUUUCGAUGCCUCGAAGAAAUUCAAAUAUGGAAUUAUAUUGUAAGGUUCAGCCUCAAAAAAAGUCGGAAGGAUUUACAUUUGCAGAUAAUCAAAGUGAAACUAAUGAGGCUCAAGAUUUGUCAAAAUUUAGAAUCAAAGAUGAAACUGGAAAAAUGCAAAGUCCAUCUUCUGAGGAUUCUGGUGGAGGGCAAGCACCUGCGGAAAAUUUUAGAGAUACAUCAAAUUUAAACAAGUCUAUGAAUAAUCCAGGUCAAAGCAAAGUUUUUGCCACUUGUCACGUUUGUGGAAAGCAAUUAAGUAAUCAGUAUAAUUUAAGAGUUCAUUUGGAAACCCAUCAAAACGUUCAAUAUGCCUGUACAGUUUGCACUCACGUAUCGCGUUCUCGUGAUGCUCUGAGGAAACAUGUUUCUUAUCGACACCCUAGUGAAGGGAAAGAAGGAGGCAAUAAAAAAGUCAAGGCGGAAUGUAGUAAACGAAUAAAAAGCGAAGAUUCUCAAUUGCAGGGGUAUCAGCAAAAUAUAAAUUUUAAUUUAAAUCCGACAGGAGAAAUCAUUUAA